AUCCACCUCAGUUUUUUUACAUAAGCAGAAGUUUCACUCGCCUCUCGUUUUUUAACAAAAUAACCAAAAGUCUUAAGCAGAAGUCUCAAUCACGACUAACACAAGUUGAGGUUAUUUUUUAUACAUAAAUGAACGAAGAAGUCCCAUCCUUCUUUAACUUCUUCACCAGUCGCAGUUUCAGAAAGGCAUUUUUUUUCAAAACCAGCUCAAUCAGUUGUUAAUGCUGUUAGUUAUUUUAUUUAUUUUUAUUUAGAUGGUUUUCCGUUUCAGGACAUAACCUGAUGAAAAAAUAUUCCUCAAAUUCAUUUCGUCCAUGGCAACCGUUCUCCAACUUCUCGGGCAUCCCACAUACUUAACAGCAACUGUUGAUUAAACCAGAAGUCCCAAUCUGCUGUACCUGAGCAUUGUUGCAGGUCUCUUUACAAAAUGUUAUCUGAAAGGUCAAAUUGUAAUGGAGGAAAUUCGUGAUUCUUCCCAUAUCCACUCAUUUAUCGAUCGUUCAGCGCUAAGACGAUUAAAAGUUAUGGAAUCACUCCUUGCUAAAAUUACGGAAUGCAAUUCCCAGAAUGAAGCGAUUUCGAUGUAUUGACAAGUGCAAUUGCAUUGCGAUUUUUCAGCUAUCAAUCUUUCUAGCGGCCCGAACGUGCUCUAGCUGAUAAUGAUGUUAUCUAGAUGUUAUGAUAAGAAUUAGACAGAGCUAGAAAAGGCUCUCUUCAUCAUUUGUUCAGUUUCAAAUACGAUACCGAAGAAACUCGUCGGCGCGGCUAGCAUUUAGGAGCGAUUUAGGCACCUUUUUUUCCGGAGAAAUAUGAGCAAUAUGGAGCACAACAAUCUGCCCGAUUGGAAUACAAACGAAACCUACCGACCGGUACCCCAAAUGGAACUGGCAGAGGAUACCAAGAACCCACAAGAUGCUGAAAAGAAAUUACCUCACAGAAUACGAAAUGGAUCAAGUAAUAUGUUCAGUCAAAGCAUUUUUGACCUUACCUUGAUCACGAUCAAUAUUUGUCAAAUUUGUUACAUUCUGAAGGUGGGUCCUGAACUGGGAAUACUGUAUUACAUAAUGCUCGGACUGUUGGGCGUUUCUCUUUUCUUGCUGUGUAUCCAUGGAUUCAUGGGACUGUUCGGAAGACUUCGCUGUAGCUCGCCACUGUCCGACAGCUGUUUCAAUUGUCUGUACAAUACUUCGCUGUUCAUGGUUGUUCUGGUAUAUCUCGUUAAUUUGAUCUUCAACGUGCUUAGUUUGAAAGAAACCGAAGAAAAAUGUCAAAUUAUUGUGAACAAUAUCAGAAAUCGAUCUGUUACAUAAAUUUAAGAUACACAAAACGCGUCUAAUUGAAGUUCAAA
Molecule: messenger RNA, 1347 nt
Organism: Uranotaenia lowii
Lineage: Eukaryota; Metazoa; Arthropoda; Insecta; Diptera; Culicidae
Exons: 3
Coding region: 809-1309 (166 amino acids)
Biological process (GO): cell adhesion; tissue regeneration
Cellular component (GO): membrane
Source: RefSeq, a predicted model, not a curated record